Molecule: messenger RNA, 1642 nt
Organism: Neltuma alba
Lineage: Eukaryota; Viridiplantae; Streptophyta; Magnoliopsida; Fabales; Fabaceae
Product: heavy metal-associated isoprenylated plant protein 41-like
Exons: 4
Coding region: 180-1349 (389 amino acids)
Biological process (GO): rRNA base methylation
Cellular component (GO): cytoplasm
Molecular function (GO): rRNA (uridine-N3-)-methyltransferase activity
Source: RefSeq, a predicted model, not a curated record
UUAAUUUCCAACUUCAAAUCUAAUACCCGCUUCCAUCCAUUUUUACGCUGAAGUUGAGCACCCUCCUCAUCCAUUCCUCCCCCACUUCAGCAAAAUGUGAUGCGUGGAUGAUCUGAUUUGAUACAGUUCAUGGGGUCUAUAAGCUUGAAGACAUGGGUCAUUAAGGGGCAGGGGAAGCAAUGGCUUUACAAAUGAGCUGUCAGAACAAAAGGCAGAAGCUUGUCGAUUGGAGUGAUGAUGGAGGAGAAAAAUGGGUCAAAUAUUAUUCUUCGCAUCAUCAAAUAUUGUUGGUGGGUGAGGGUGAUUUCUCCUUCUCCCUUUCCUUGGCUCAGUCCUUUGGUUCAGGUUUCAACAUCGUUGCUUCUUCCCUUGACACCUAUGAUCAAGUUGUGAGGAAGUACAAGAAGGCAACGUCAAAUUUGAUUGCCUUAACAAAGAUGAGAGCAUGUGUGUUGCAUGGAGUUGAUGCAACCCAAAUGAAAUUUCAUCCAUACUUGGAAAUGAGGAGAUUUGAUAGAAUUAUAUUCAACUUCCCUCAUGCGGGCUUUCAUGGCAAAGAAGACAACUUCUCCAUGAUUCAGAAACACAAGGACCUUGUACGUGGGUUCUUUAUGAAUGCAGGGAGCAUGCUGAGGUCCAAGGGUGAAAUUCAUAUUAAUCACAAGACCAAACCGCCAUUUGAUGCCUGGUGCAUAAAGGAACUUGGGAUCCAAAGCUUUCUAUGGCCAAUUGAGUGUGUGGAAUUCAAGAAAGAAGAUUACCCGGGUUAUAAUAACAAGCGAGGUGAUGGGUCCAGGAGCGAUGAGCCUUUCUACCUCGGUAAGUGCAGCACAUUCAAGUUUGCCUUGUUGACAAAGAAUGAAUCCUACCCCACAAACCAAAGAACUCUCAGUAAUCAUCACUACCCUCUGAUAAGCCUCAAUCCUCACUCACCACCAUCAGCAAUUAGUUGCAGAAAUGGACACCUUCCAAUAUUAGAAGGAGGAGGAGGCUACUUAAACGGUGGAGUAGAGAUUCUGGGAAGAGUUGGUUAUGUUGGUGGAACCAGUUGUGAUCUGCAGAGAUCAUUGCGGUCUGAAUCAACUGUGUUUGGGCAUCCACAAAUAGAUUAUGUUAUGAAUAUGGAUAUGAUUCUGGGAAAACAAGUUUCUGGUUAUGUUCAUGGAUUCAGUUCUGACUUACAGAUAUCAUCAUGGCCUAAAUCAACUGAGUUUAGUUAUCCAACAACAGGACAUGUUAGAAAUAUGGAUAUGAUGGGGGGAAGAUUUGUUUCUGAAUAUGUUCAUGGAAUUAGUUCUGACUUGCAGAGACGAUCAUGGCCUAAAUCCAGUAAUGUUUUGCGCCUUUGAAAUGAUAAGGUUAGAGAUGAACAUGAUACCCUUAGGCCCUACCAUGCCAGGUGGUUCUGGAGUUGGAAAUGAAGCCCCUCAAUUUCUCAUUCUGGUUGCUAAACUUUUCUUUUGUGGCUUUUGUUGCUUAUCUUUUGGCUUCCUUUGUUGGCCUGCAGCUAAUAGCUGCAUUUGUGAAGCCGUGCAGUUUGGUGUUAACUUGGAUCUCUAAAGUACCUUGUGUUGAAUGAAGAGAAAGAAAUUGAAGGGUGAUGUGGGUCUUAUCUUUUGAGGGACCCACAUGAACAUAAAAA